AUGAGUUUUUAUUUCUCACUUUACUCAUAUUUUCCUCUCUUGAGGUGCUCCUUAGAUACAACAAAAAUAACUGAGAGGUCCUGAAUAAACUCAGAUAAAGAGAGCCAGUCAGUUCUAAAUCCAUCAUUUCGCCAAUCCAAUUCUCAGAAAUGAAGCUCAGAAGCAAAUCCAAGGAUCCAGAGAGCCAGAUUGUCUCCAACCAGGGAGUUUAGGAAUUCCUCUGCUGGCAUAGUCACCAUUGAAACUUCUGAUGCUGAUUUUAUUAUGAAGGAAAUAAAAAAUAGCCUAUUUCUUAAUUCUAAAAUGCUCCAUGCCGCUUUUCUAGCUGAGGGAUCUUCAAUUGGACGAGAACAGAAAAAGGAGUGUUAAAGACUUCUUGGAUAGUAGGAAAGAAACCUCAAGGAGAGACUUUAGAUUAGACCUUUGUAGAGGAGCCUCUAAAGGUCAGGCAAGAUUGAUGGCUGGCUCAGGACAAAAAACUGAAACUCAAUAGCUCAUUAAAGAUCCAGUAGAAGGAGGUCAUUGUCAGAUCAGACUUUCAAGGCCAGAAGAGGAAGAUCCAAAUUUAUUCGAAUCUUUCUAUACUGAAGAGAAUGGAUAUGAUAGCAGAACAGGAAAGUUUAAAUAUGGAGAUCUCCAUAAAACUCUUAAACUGCGACUGUCAAAU
This is a messenger RNA of Moneuplotes crassus, 667 nucleotides long. Lineage: Eukaryota; Ciliophora; Spirotrichea; Euplotida; Euplotidae. The record is from the annotation of a GenBank genome assembly.